GCAGAGACAUCCCUGGUUCGCCGCGAAAGCUGGUCAGCAGGCUGACGCAGAUAGCGACUGCCAUCCCAAGUGUGCGUGGGAUUGUGGUGAACCUGAGUGUAGCAAGUCUUGUAAGGCUGUGUGUCAGCCGCCAAAGUGCUUCACUGCAUGCAACAAGCCACAAGAGCAGGACUGCCGACACGUUUGCAAGGAUCCGAAAUGCGCAGUGGUGUGCCCAGCGCAGAACUGUGAAUCGGAGCAUUGUCCCCCGCCGGACUGCGAAACCGUCUGUGGAGAGCCGGUGUGUCAUUUAGAAUGCGGUCAGAGCCACGGGGUGCGAGACCACUUGUGA
This is a messenger RNA of Cladocopium goreaui, 331 nucleotides long. The record is from the annotation of a GenBank genome assembly. NCBI's taxonomy places the organism in Eukaryota, Dinophyceae, Suessiales, Symbiodiniaceae.